Messenger RNA from Haplochromis burtoni (Burton's mouthbrooder), 2731 nucleotides. It is a transcript of the gene gas2b, whose product is annotated as growth arrest-specific 2b. Lineage: Eukaryota; Metazoa; Chordata; Actinopteri; Cichliformes; Cichlidae. Bases 279 to 1712 code for a protein of 477 amino acids. The transcript has 8 exons. The record is from RefSeq and is a predicted model, not a curated record. Gene Ontology annotation, cellular component: actin filament. Gene Ontology annotation, biological process: actin crosslink formation. Gene Ontology annotation, molecular function: actin filament binding; microtubule binding; cytoskeletal adaptor activity.
UUCUCCCACGGUCUAACCUGUCUUCAGCGGUUGUAAGCUGACACCACAAACUUGCAGGCAUUUAAAAGUGACGGCCCCCUUUACAUACUUUAGUGUACUCACAUGUGGUGGACCUGAGGGCGCUGAACAUCUGGUCGUGAGUGAUGUGUGUACCAGACGAAAAACACGUAAGAAGAAGACUGUGAAUAAGAGACAUCUGUGGAAGAAUCCUACAGUUACUGUGAGCGUUUUUUUCUCUGGACUAGUGGGAUUCAUCAAAGAUCAUUUGGUGCUGAAACAUGGACAGUGAAGUUGGAGCAACGAAAGCCACUCUUGGCAGUCCCAUCACCCCGAGGCAGUUGACUGGAUUGGGGAUGAAUGGCUGUCUCUCACUAAGGUACAGACACUCUGGACCAGGCCUGGCCUGUCCCCAGGAGUACCACCAGUGGCUCCCCUACCGCCAUGACUCCAGCCUUCUGCCCAUGAAAGAAGACCUGGCCUUCUGGCUCAACACCAUGAUGGGAGUGGACCUCACAGCAGAUAAUCUGAUGGAGAGUUUGGAUAAUGGCGUUCUGCUCUGUGAGCUGGCUCAGCUGCUGCAGGACAAGAUGAUGCACAACAACAAUGGCAAGGUCUUCACAAGAAGAGUGAUCCACUGGCGAGCUGAUGCAACUUCUGGAUCAUUUUUCGCCAGGGACAACACGGCCAACUUCCUCUACUGGUGUCGAAAGAUUGGUGUUGAUGAGGCUUACCUUUUCGAGUCUGAGGAUUUGGUCCUCCACAAGAAGCCUCGGGAGGUGUGCCUGUGCCUGAUGGAGCUGGGACGGAUUGCAGCCAGGUACGGCGUGGAGCCACCGGGGUUGGUUAAGUUGGAGAGCGAGAUGCAGAGGGAGGAGGCAGGGAGCUUAUCUCCAUCAUCCCCUUUUUUCAUUUUUCCUCCUCUCUCAUUGUAUUCACCAUCCCAGCCAUCCCUACCACCUGCCCCUUCUCCCCCUCUCCCUGCACCCGCUCCCCUCACUCCAAGGGCAACCAGUCCAUCUGAACCCCUCGCUGCUUCGCUUGCCUCUGAUCUUCCAUCAGCCACAACAAACCCAGCAACUAUGUUUUCAUCCCCUCCUCAGUCCCCCCUCUCAUCCUGUACUCCUUAUACAACCACAGUCUCGACACAAACACCUUUGUUCCCUUCAUCCUGCACCACUAACACAUCUGCCUCAACUCCGCUAUCAGCGCCUUCACCAGGCCAAACCCUGGAAUCCACCACCAAAGUCUGCCUUACCGCAAUAAACGCCCACCGUGCGACAGCUACACCUCCCACUAAUUCCCCACCUGCAGCCUUGACUCCUCGCUCAUCAAACAAGUCAACCAUCAGGAGGAGCUCCUGCACCAGCAUUUUGGAUGACUUUGUAAGAAACAUUAUUGAAAAUCCACCCUGCAGUUGUCCCAUCACCUUCCUGGUUGAGAAACAACCAAAGGGCUGUUACCGUGUUGGGGACAAAGUUCUUUAUAUACGAAUGCUGAAUGAGCGUCACGUGAUGGUACGAGUGGGUGGAGGAUGGGAGACCUUUAUGAGUUACCUGAAGAAACAUGACCCCUGCAGAGGAGGAGAAGGAGGAGCAGUGCUGGCAGGUAAAUCUGAGGUCAGGCUCUGUAAGGACAAACCAAAGCCACCCAACUUGAACAUCUCACCUGACAGUUACAUGGUGGUCGGAGCCCAUUAUCGUGGCAAGAAGUAACUGCCUCCGGCUUCAGGUGGCAGCGGGAACUCUCACCUAAUCAGAGCAAAGUGUUCAAGGUCAGUGAUUCAACACAGCUGACGUCCAUUUUACCUCAAGUUAAAAUACAAUCCAACCUUUUCUCCUUAUACACCGAUGUGACUGUUCUUAUAGCUGUGUGAAGUACGCAACUGACUGUGAUUACAAGCUUACUUAACUCUGCGUAUGCCACAGUGCGUUAGGAGGCAAAUAAAUGGCAACAAUUUUAUCAAUUUCACCGCUUCCUGCUGCUGCAAUUUGUGCUUCAGCAGCUUUAUUGUGAGCUGUAAGAAAUUGCAGCGCAGAUAUUUUUGUCAGCGCACCAUCUUUUGGAUGUACAUCAUUGCUUCCAUAUAUACUUCAUUGUGAAACACUCUUUCAGGAAAAGGGUUUUUUUUGGUACUCUAUGCAAUAAUGUGUCUGGUGUAAAGUCAUGUUUAGAUUUGUGCAGUUUCUCAAGCUCACAAUGUGUUUAUGUUUGUUUGAACUUUUUUUUUAUUUUAGACAUCCACAUUCCUUAAUCAUCUGUGUAUUUGAGUUUCAUUGGAUGUUUGCCUGUAAUUAAACCUUUUUUCUAAAAAAUAUGUGUUUAAAAUAAUUGUAACUUUUAAAAAAAAAUAUAGACUUGAUUGCUAUUGCAAGAACUAAAUAAAAGAUUUCUUAAUGCUGCUUCAUAUUUACUUACUUCUCACGUUAUUUGUAUGUUUUGGGCCUUUUAACACAGAUUUACUCAUCCAAGUCUUUUUAAAAAAAAAAAAAAAAAAAGCAAAGACACAAAAUGUUAAGUUCUCCCUCUAGGUGGCACCAUGUCCUCAGUGACAAAAGGCCAACUGCCGCCGUGGUGAUUAGUUGGGGAAGUAAUGUGUCAACACUGGCGCUAUGAUGGUGUCCUACCUUCCUGGACAUUCAUCUCUUAGCUGGACUGUCUGUUUUCAGUUCAGCUCCAGAAAGCACCUCUACCCUACAGAUUUAACAGUACAAAACAUCUUGCUGCCUCAGAC